AAUGAAGAAGAAGAAGAAAGACGCGUACAGAAGUCUGCAAACAUACAAUCACAAAAGUGAAGACAUGAAUGAUCCAAAAACACAUAGAGUGAAAAAUGAAGAUAACGAGGAACAAAGAGACCUGAUGGAAGUGAAAAAGGAAAGUCAAGAACUGAAUGACGUCGAUCAGAAACAUCAUCAGUUUCAUAAAUCUGAAAAUUACAUAUCUGGUGAAGAAUCUGUUAGUUGCUUACAGAUUGAAAAUAAUUUUUCACAAAGAAGAAAUGAAAGAACAAGAUACAAAAAUUAUUUCACAUGCCCACAGUGUGGAAAGAGUUUUGCAAUAAAACAAGGUCUACAGAAGCACCUGAGAAUUCACACUGGAGAGAAGCCUUUCACGUGCACACAGUGUGGAAAGUGUUUCUCAAAGAAAGGAGAUCUUAAGUGUCACAUGAGAAUUCACACUGGAGAGAAGCCUUUCACUUGCAAUCAGUGUGGAAAGAAUUUCGCAGCGAGAGGUAAUCUUCAUUAUCACAUGAUAAUUCACACUGGAGAGAAGCCUUUCACCUGCCCUCAGUGUGGAAAGAGUUUUGCACUAAAAGGAGUUCUUGAGAAGCACCUGAGAAUACACACUGGAGAGAAGCCUUUUACAUGCCCUCAGUGUGGAAAGAGUUUUACACAAAAAGAAAACCUUAAGAAGCACCAAAGAAUUCACACUGGAGAGAAGCCUUUCAAAUGCCUUCAAUGUGGAAAGAGUUUCACACAACAAGAAAACCUUACAAAGCACCUGAGAAUUCACACUGGAGAGAAGCCUUUCACGUGCCAUCAGUGUGGGAAAAAUUUCACAGAGAAAGGAAAUCUUGAUUGUCACAUGAGAAUUCACACUGGAGAGAAGCCUUUCAUAUGCCUUCGGUGUGGAAAGAGUUUUGCACGAAAAGGAGUUCUUGAGAAGCAUCUGAUUAUACACACUGAAGAGAAGCCUUUUACGUGCACACAGUGUGGAAAGAGUUUCUCAGCAGAAGGAAAUCUUAAGAGGCACCUAAGUGUUCACACUGGAGAGAAGCCUUUCACCUGCCCUCAAUGUGGAAAAAAUUUCGCAGAGAAAAGAAAUCUUCUUUAUCACAUAAGAAUUCACACCGGAGAGAAGCCUUUCACAUGCACCCAGUGUGGAAAGAGUUUCACACAACAAGAAAACCUUAAGAAGCACCUACGAGUUCACACUGGAGAGAAGCCUUUCACAUGCCUUCAAUGUGGAAGGAGUUUUGCACUAAAAGGAGUUCUUGAGAGGCACCUGAGAAUACACACUAAAGAGAAGCCUUUCACAUGCACCCAGUGUGGAAAGAGUUUCACACAAGAAGGAAACCUUAAGAAGCACCUCAGAAUUCACACUGGUGAGAAGCCUUUCACCUGCCUUCAAUGUGGAAAGAGUUUCACACAAAAAGGAAGCCUCAAACUUCACAUAAGAAUUCACACUGGAGAGAAGCCUUUUACCUGUCUUCAGUGUGGAAAGAGUUUUGCACUAAAAAGAGCUCUUGAGAGGCACACGAGAAUACACAAUAAAAAGAAGCCUUUCACAUGUCUUCAGUGUGGAAAGAGUUUUGCACUAAAAAGAGCUCUUGAGCGGCACAUGAGAAUACACAACAAAAAGACUUUCACAUGCACUCAGUGUGGAAAAAGUUUCACACACCAAGGAAACCUUAAGAAGCACGAAAGAAUUCACACUGGAGAGAAGCCUUUCACAUGCCUUCAGUGUGGAAAGAGUUUCACACAAAAAGGAAGCCUAAAAAAUCACAUAAGAAUUCACACUGGAGAGAAGCCUUUCAGAUGCACUCAGUGUGGAAAGAAUUUCACAGAGAAAGGACAUCUUCAGUGUCACAUAAGAAUUCACACUGGAGAGAAGCCUUUCACAUGCCCUCAGUGUGGCAAAAAAUUUGCAUUGGAAUCAUAUCUAAAGAUACACCUGAAUAUUCAUGCAAAUAUAAAGCCUUACCUGUGUUCUUUUUGUGGAAAGAGUUUUUCACAGCUAAAAUAUUUUAAAGAUCACAAGGUAACACAUACCGGUGUGAAAGCUCAUGUAUGCUCAGAAUGUGGUAAAGCCUUUAGCAGAGCUCAUGAAUUGAAAACGCACCAAAUAAUCCAUACUGGAGAAAAACCUUACGAGUGCUCACAUCAUGAAACGUUUCAAUGUCAGGACACCUGAAAACCCAUGAGAGAGUGCAUACUGGAGAGAAGCCACUGCACUUAAUGUGGUAAGAGUUUCACCCAAUCGAGUAAUCUACAGACUCAUCUUAAGCUUUGUCCAAAGUUGUCAUUGUGAGCCAAGUUCAUUUUCAGGGUAAACACUUUCAAGGAAAUGGUGUGAAAUUCAGAUUAACAUAAGAAUGAAAUUUCAUGAUCAGAAACAAUGGGACUCAUUUAUUAACUGUGCAUCUGUUGGAAUGCUCCUGUUAGCCCAGAAAAGGUUUGUCAGAUGGUUUUAGCAUGUUGUGUACUCGUAGCAGAGCAGCUCAUCUGCUGCGAUCAAUUGAAAGUUAGCCCUCAAUCCAAUUUUUUGAACUGCAGAAGGCCAGCCGGGCAGCUAGUACCCCCCAGAGAACCGGGUUGUGGACCAGCAGGGCGGGCCACCCCUCCACUUAGUCCAGAGAUGCAUGCAUUUAUCAGACCCAAAACCCAUUGGUGCCCACUUAACAGCUCUCUGGCCGCUUUGGUGACUCUAGAUAACCUUGGGACGAUCACGCGCCCUCCACGAUGGCCACAACUAAUUUGAAUGCCCUAUAAACUUUCUAUGGUACUUAAAGCUCCUACCAUCACGGUUCGGUUCUGGAUAGAGAGACCAUUUGAGCACUGUCUUUUGGACCUCAUGCACAGUCUUAACCUUUCUUAAUUGUGAUGGGGCACAGAUAAAUGCUCCAACACAAGCAGCAUUCGAAGCACUGCCUCAGUCCUUCGAGCAUCUAGUGGUACAUAUUGCAAAAUCAUUCAAAUUUUUUUUUUUUUUUUUGCUAUGCACAACUAUGCUGUUUUGUGUGAUGGUGGCAUGGUAUCUUUCUCUACACAUUUGCCACUGUACAGGUGCGGUGGUGCUGAAAACGAAUUCAUGUGUGCACACUAGUUUUUCCUGUGCAUAUAAGUGUUAGGGAUGUGCAUGGUAAAAAAGGUUUUUGAUAUUAGAGUAACUGUGAGGGUUCAUGAAUUUUCAGGACUACGGUAUAAAGAAUGUUUAUUGUGAUGGACAUAUGUCAAACAUGACUCAAAAUAGCAGGAUAUAAGGUGCACAGUGAGAUAUGAGCCUAAAUAGCACAACACAUUGAUCUUCAAAUGAUAAAAUCACUCACAUUAAAGUCAAACAAAAAUAAUCAAACUUUAACUGCCUGUAACAAUUAAGUGUCAAUCCUUAUAUGUCUUCUGCCCAGGCAAGUUCACAUAUUUGUGAGGCAGUGAAUGCCUGUGUUGUCUUAUGCAUGAAUUAACACUGUUACGGUUUAUUGGCCUCUUAAGGAUGCUUUGAUUUAAUAGAAAAACAAUGUAUUUCCUGUAUGUCUGUAUUUCCAUAGAAACAAGAAACAAUCACAUUCCUCCUUGUCCAUUGUAAUGUGCUGUUUCCUCACCUGCCAUCGCCUCUAUGCACGUCCUGAAUGGUGGCUCGUUAGAGCGCGUGUUCAUUAGCUUACAGUAUCGAAAAAAGACGUGCUUAGACGUUGUUAGCCCUACUGAACGCAUUUAAUUAACAGCAUUAACUUGUGUUAUAAUUGACCUGGCUUGUUGGUGUUUGACGAAAAUAGAGUGCUUCAACUGAAACUCCGCUCAUAAGCAUAAUGAAAUGUAUAUAUGCUUAUUUUGUUGUUAUUUGAGAUAUACACUAUAUGGCCAAAAGUUUGUGGACACCCCCUUCUAAUUAACAAAUCUGGUUACUCCAUUAAAUCCAGUAAAGAAAAAUCUUAAUGUUUCUUUAUGUAAUGGCUUGGGCUUUGUGUGCUUCCAAAUUUGUGGCAGCUGUUUGGGGAUAGCCCUUUUCUGUUCCAGCAUGACAAUGCCCCUGUGAACAAAGUGAGGUCCAUAAAGAAAUGGUUUACUGUGUCUGGCGUGGAAGAAAUUGACUGGCCUGCACAAAGCCCAGACCUGAACCCCACUGAUCACUUUUGGGGUGAACUGGAACAGCAUCUGUAAGUCAGGCCCCAUUAACCAACAUCAGUUCCUGACCUGACUGAUAGCCUUGUGUCUGAAUGAGAGCAAAUCCCUGCAGCCAUGUUACUACAUACAGUAUAGUGGAAAGCCUUCCCAAAAGAGUGGAAGCUGUUAUUAAAAGUUACAGAGGAUGGUGUGGAGUAGAUACACAUAUGUAUCAUACAUAUAUAUGGAUCAGUACAACAGUAUAUACACAUGUGGAUUGAUAGUUUAAGGGCAGUGUGCUUGGCUCUCGUGCAACAGGUCGCAGGUUCAAAUUUUGCUUUUCAUAACUUAUUGUUUGUUUGUCUGUUUGGAUACAUGUGGAAAGUAAAAUACAUCCAGCAAAUUCACAAAAAGCCAUUUUUGUGUUUUAAUGGUAAAAUCAUAGUCAGUACAGUCACAUAGCGCAGCACCAUUCAUGAUUACAUGAAUGAUGCAAUAGUUGAUUUUUAAAAGAUGUUUUCUGGUGAUUCAUUUGGACAGUUCAUAAAUAAACCAGUUAAAAAAAACAAAAACAGAUUCUCUUUAGCUCCUGCGUAAGUGAACUGCGUCUUCAUUCUUUUUUUAAUAAAAUUAUUUAAUUGCAGCUGUUUUUGAAUCAGUUAUAUACAAUUGUUGUGUUAUUGCUUUUAUUCUAUCUAUCUAUCUAUCUAUCUAUCAUAUAUAUAUAUAUAUAUAUAUAUACACACACAGUUGUGUUCAAAGUUUGCAUACCCUGGCAGAAAUUGUGAAAUUUUGGCAUUGGUUUUGAAAAUAUGACUGAUCAUGCAAAAAAACAAACAAAAAAAAAAACAGUCUUUUAUUUAAGGAUAGUGAUCAUAUGAAGCCAUUUAUUAUCACAUAGUUGUUUGGCUCUUUUUUAAAUCAUAAUGAUAACAGAAAUCACCCAAAUGGCCCUGAUCAAAAGUUUACAUACCCUUGAAUGUUUGGCCUUGUUACAGACACACAAGGUGACACACACAGGUUUAAAUGGCAAUUAAAAGUUCAUUUCCCACACCUGUGGCUUUUUAAAUUGCAAUUAGUGUCUGUGUAUAAAUAGUCAAUGACUUUGUUAGCUCUUACGUGGAUGCACUGAGCAGGCUAGAUACUGAGCCAUGGGGAGCAGAAAAGAAAUGUCAAAAGACCAGCGUAACAAGGUAAUGGAACUUUAUAAAGAUGGAAAAGGAUAUAAAAAGAUAUCCAAAGCCUUGAAAAUGCCAGUCAGUCCUGUUCAAUCACUUAUUAAGAAGUGGAAAAUACGGUGAUCUCUUGAUACCAAGCCAAGGUCAGGUAGUCCAAGAAAGAUUUCAGCCACAACUGCCAGAAGAAUUGUUCAGGAUAGAAAGAAAAACCCACAGGUAACCUCAGGAGAAAUACAGGCUGCUCUGGAAAAAGAUGGUGUGGUUGUUUCAAGGAGCACAAUAUGACGAUACUUGAACAAAAAUGAGCUGCAUGGUCAAGUUGCCAGAAAGAAGCCUUUACUGCGCCAAUGCUACAAAAAAUCCCGGUUACAGUAUACCUGACAACACCUUGACAUGCCUCACAGCUUCUGGCACACUGUAAUUUGGAGUGACGAGACCAUAAUAGAGCUUUAUGGUCACAACCAUAAGUGCUAUGUUUGGAGAGGGGUCAACAAGGCCUAUAGUGAAGGGAAUACCAUCCCUACUGUGAAGCAUGGCGGUGGCUCACUGAUGUUUUUGUGGGGGGUGAGCUCUAAAGGCACGGGGAAUCUUGUGAAAAUUGAUGGCAAGAUGAAUGCAGCAUGUUAUCAGAAAAUACUGGCAGAAAAUUUGCAUUCUUCUGCAUGAAAGCUACGCAUGGGAUGCCUUGGACUUUCCAGCACGACAAUGACCCUAAGCACAAGGCCAAGUUAACCCUCCAGUGGUUACAGCAGAAAAAGGUGAAGGUUCUGGAGUGGCCAUCACAGUCUCCUGACCUUAAUAUCAUCGAGCCACUCUGGGAAGAUCUCAAAUGUGCGGUUCAUGCAAGACGACCAAAGACUUUGCAUGACCUGGAGGCAUUUUGCCAAGACGAAUGGGCAGCUAUACCACCUGCAAGAAUUUGGGGCCUCAUAGACAACUAUUACAAAAGACUGCAUGCUGUCAUUGAUUUUAAAGGGGCAAUACACAGUAUUAAGAACUAAGGGUAUGCAGACUUUUGAACAGGGGUCAUUUCUUUUUUUUCCUUUGUUGCCAUGUUUUGUUUUAUGAUUGUGCCAUUCUGUUAUAACCUACAGUUGAAUAUGAAUCCCAUAAGAAAUAAAAGAAAUGUGUUUUGCCUGCUCACUCUUGUUUUCUUUAAAAAUGGUAAUUCUCCAAGGGUAUGCAAACUUUUGAGCACAACUGUGUGUAUAUAUAUAUAUAUAUAUAUAUAUAUAUAUAUAUACACAGGGUUGGGGGUUACUUCUGAAAUGUAUUCCACAACAGAUUACAGAAUACAUGCUGUAAAAUGUAAUUUGUAACUUACUUCAAACUUACUUCUCUGUCUGCUUGUAUGAAUGUAACACAUCAUAAGAAAGUGUUUCACCGCUGUUUAAAUGCACUUUGGAUCGCAUCAUUUAUAUGUAUAAAUGUUUUCCAUCUGAAAGGACUAAAUAAUAAAUUAAACAAAUGACAAUAAAAUGCAAAGUAAUCUCUUCAGUAAUCAAAAUACUUUUUGAAUGUAACUGUAUUCUAAUUACCAAUGAUUUAAAUUGUAACUGUAGUGGAAUACAGUUACUUAUAUUUUGUAUUUUAAAUACGUAAUCCUGUUACAUGUAUUUCGUUACUCCCCAACCCUGUCUAUAUCUAGCUAUAUAAAUAUAAUAUAUAUAUAUAUAGAUAGAUAGAUAGAUAGAUCUAUACCAGGGGUCUGUUGAAUGCUUGAUCCUGAUUGGUUCACGGACGUUCUAAGGUGUGCAAUUAUUUUUCAAGGAAACGCAUGGCUAUAAAGUAGAUCCAGGUCUUGACCGCAUAACGGUUCCGUAUCACUUCGCCAACUUAUUUCAGUUAUUUCAAAGAGCCCUACAGGCUACCACAACAAAAUAACCAAUUAAAGAGCACCUAUUAUGGUUUUUAAACAUGCCUAAUUUUGUUUUAAAGGUCUCAUAUGACAGAUUUACAUGCAUCCAAGGUCAAAAAACACUUUAAUUUGCUCAUAAUUUAAAUUGCAGCAUUACCUUUUUCCCAGUGUCAAAAACGACUCGUUCAAUGAUCCAUUUUAUAGGAUUCAUUCUAAACAACUCCUUUCAGAGAGCCUACUCUGCUCUGAUUGGUCAGAUGUCCCAGUCUGUUGCAAUUGGUGUACCGCUUAGUUUAGUGUUUGAGGGCGGGUCAAAGCUGUUCGCGAGCAGCCAAUGAAGACCAGAGGCGGGUUUUUUGUUACCAAAUUACAUAGGUUAGUACAGGAAGUAAGUCUGGAAUUACUAACGACUCGUUUCAGGUGUUCAGAAUCAGUUCUUUCUUUUGGGAGUCAAUAACUCCAUUUGUCGUGCACUUUGAUUUUUGAAACUUUGCAGACUAUUUUACAUUCACAAACAGCUAUAUAACACACUACAUGAAAGGUAAUAUUUGAAAAACCAUAAUAGGUGCUCUUUAAAACAAAGACAUUGGUUAAAGUAAAUCGGUUAAGAACGUCAAAACAAUAUCUAAUAUAUCCUACAUUGAUGUCAGUUUCAGCUAAAAAGAGCCCUCAUGCUCCCUCGUCUCCCCCGCACUUACGCUCGCACACAAACACAUUUGCACGCUCGCACACGCACACACACACACACACAUGCACGCUUGCACUAGCACACACACGCUUGCACGCACACACACACACAUACUACCUUUUUACUCCUAUGCCGUAAAGCAGCGCAUCCUCCGUUGCUAGUUCUAACUAUUGUCUAAUUGUUGCUAGUUCGAAUUAGCAACGAAGACUUGAGCUCUAUCAAAGCUAGAUACACUUGAUCAGUACAACAGUUUUUAUAUUAUCUGAAAUAUCUGUGAGAAACACCCUUGCGAUCCCCCCCAUCUCUCUCUCUCUCUCUCUCUCUCUCACACACACACACACACACACACUCAUGGACACACAGGUAUACACGUAACGCACACACUUAAGGACCAAACAGAAUCAUGAGAGAAAAACAGAAUCGUCAUGUCAGCGCACUCCAUCUCAGUGGGGAUGAAAAAAAAAGUUAUUAAGGUUUACAACGGGAAUAUGGUGACACGCAUCUUGGCGAUUUUGAAGCAGUGUUACUUCUGACGAGAGCUGCCACAAAAAAAGGUAAUCCCAGAAGCGAGAUAUCAAAUUUUCUGAGUUUCUCUCAUUCGAUCCCUCAAAUACAAACUCACAAAGGCACACACGCACUAAUUUGUUACUCCAGUAAAUCCAGGUAAAGCAGCGCGAGCCUCCGUUGCUAGUUCUAAUGUGAUGUUUUCGAAUUGGCAACGAAGGCUUAAACUGUAUUAAAGUAAGACUCUGAAUCUGUGGCAGAAGAAAGUAGUUCCUCUCAUAAGAGCGUUUUAGGGACAAAAACCAGAAAAUGUUUUGAGAUAAAACCCUGAACGAUGUCUUAAGGUGUGGUAACCGUGGUAUAAACUGAAUAAUUGACUCCGGCCUGUUAAAUUGUUUAAAAAUAAUGCACCCGUUGUGUGUGCAUUCUUUUUCAACAAUUCAAC
Messenger RNA from Myxocyprinus asiaticus (Chinese sucker), 8762 nucleotides. RefSeq names its product gastrula zinc finger protein XlCGF57.1-like. Gene Ontology annotation, biological process: negative regulation of transcription by RNA polymerase II. The record is from RefSeq and is a predicted model, not a curated record. Gene Ontology annotation, molecular function: DNA-binding transcription repressor activity, RNA polymerase II-specific. NCBI's taxonomy places the organism in Eukaryota, Metazoa, Chordata, Actinopteri, Cypriniformes, Catostomidae. Bases 2 to 2179 code for a protein of 725 amino acids. The transcript is spliced from 3 exons.